Molecule: messenger RNA, 435 nt
Organism: Emiliania huxleyi CCMP1516
Lineage: Eukaryota; Haptophyta; Isochrysidales; Noelaerhabdaceae
Exons: 3
Coding region: 1-435 (144 amino acids)
Molecular function (GO): protein binding
Source: RefSeq, a predicted model, not a curated record
AUGGCGGCGACAGCAGGCGUGCUCCAGCGCCGCCUCAACUACACGUCGAGGCUGCCGAGCGAGCUGAGCCUUCACGUGCUGCGGCGCCUCGGCCCGUGGGACCUCGUCGCCGCCUGCCGCGCGUGUGCCGCGUGGGAUCACAUCGCGAGGAGCGAGGGGAUGUGGCGGCACGCGUGCGACUACCGUUGGCCGGAGCGGUCUCGUGCGACGCCGCCGCUCCGUGCGGGCGACGGCGCGCCGCUCGAGAUGCCGCCCUGGCACCGCGCCGCGUGGCCGCACCGGCUGGCGGAGCUGAGCGAGCUGCCGCGGCACGUCAAGCUGCUGCGACGACCGCGCGCGGCCGCGCCGCAGGCGAUGAACGUCGCGCCGCUGCACCUCUGCACGGCGGAGCUGGCGCCGCUGCACGCCGAGCUGGGCAAGGCUCUGUGCUGGUGA